Molecule: messenger RNA, 1066 nt
Organism: Passer montanus (Eurasian tree sparrow)
Lineage: Eukaryota; Metazoa; Chordata; Aves; Passeriformes; Passeridae
Gene: NEUROD4
Product: neuronal differentiation 4
Exons: 2
Coding region: 80-1066 (328 amino acids)
Biological process (GO): nervous system development; regulation of DNA-templated transcription
Molecular function (GO): protein dimerization activity
Source: RefSeq, a predicted model, not a curated record
CUGCGCUCCCCGGGGCUGACCCCGCCAUGUCCCCGGGCGAGUGACACGAGUGACAGCGGGGACUCGCUGCCGUGCCCAGAUGCCCCAGAGCUGCGCCAAGCCCUCGGACAUGGCCGAGCUCGUCAGCAGCCAGGCCUGGAUGGGCGACGCGCCCGCAGCCGGGGCCGAGCUGGGCGAGGGGGACACCGGGAGCGCUCCCUUCGCGCUGGUGCCGGCCCUGGCCGAGCAGCACGACAGCGCCGAGGAGGAGGAGGAGGAGGAAGAGGACGGCGAGAAGCCCAAGAGGAGAGGCCCGAAGAAGAAGAAGAUGACCAAGGCCAGGCUGGAGCGGUUCCGGGCGCGGCGCGUCAAGGCCAACGCCCGCGAGCGCACGCGGAUGCACGGCCUGAACGACGCCCUGGACAACCUGCGCCGCGUCAUGCCCUGCUACUCCAAAACCCAGAAGCUCUCCAAGAUCGAGACGCUGCGGCUGGCCAGGAACUACAUCUGGGCCCUGUCCGAGGUGCUGGAGACGGGGCAGACGCCCGAGGGGAAGAGCUUCGUGGAGAUGCUGUGCAAGGGGCUCUCGCAGCCCACCAGCAACCUGGUGGCCGGCUGCCUGCAGCUGGGGGCGCAGCCGCUCUUCCUGGAGAAGCACGAGGAGAAGCCCUGCGAGCCAGCCCUGCCCGGCCACUCCUUCGGCUACCAGGGGCUGCCCAGCCCCCCCUACGGCUCCAUGGAGUCCCACCUGCUGCACCUGAAGCCGCCGGCCUUCAAGAGCCUGGUGGAGGCUUCCUUCGGGAGCCACCCCUCGGACUGCUCCACGCCGCCCUACGAGGGGCCCCUGACGCCGCCGCUGAGCAUCAGCGGGAACUUCUCCCUGAAGCAGGACGGGUCCCCCGAGCUGGAGAAGCCCUACCCGCCCUUCAUGGCGCACUACCCCUCGGUGGGCCUGGCCGGGGCCCACGGGCACGGCUCGCACUUCCAGGGCUCCGUGCCCCGCUACGAGAUCCCACUGGACGUCGCCUUCGAGCCCUUCCCGCCCCACGUGGCCGGGCCCCAGCUCGGCGCCAUCUUCAACGAGUAG